Pistacia vera is the source of this 3973-nucleotide messenger RNA. RefSeq names its product leucine-rich repeat receptor protein kinase EMS1-like. The transcript has a single exon. Gene Ontology annotation, biological process: protein phosphorylation. NCBI's taxonomy places the organism in Eukaryota, Viridiplantae, Streptophyta, Magnoliopsida, Sapindales, Anacardiaceae. Gene Ontology annotation, molecular function: protein kinase activity; protein binding; ATP binding. The record is from RefSeq and is a predicted model, not a curated record. The coding region runs from base 1 to 3807 and encodes 1268 amino acids.
AUGGCAUUCAAAUCUGGUCUAACCAAUGCUGAAGGGAUUGCUGAUUGGGGUAAAGAACCAUCACCCUGUUCAUGGACCGGGAUUACUUGCAAAAAGGCCAGUGUUGUUACUCUUUCUCUACCCAAUCUUGGUCUGCGAGGGUGGCUUCAUUCAUCGCUGGCAUCCUUAUCAAAUCUUGAAGUUCUAGACCUCGCAGAUAAUGAAUUUUCAGGUCCGAUCCCAUCACAGUUAUGGAAACUCAUAAAGCUCAAAACCCUUGAUCUGAGCUUCAACUUUCUCAAUGGAACUCUGUCUUCUGAUGUCCAGAACCUCAGAAAGUUGGAAAAUAUGAACCUUGCCUCCAACAGAAUCUCAGGCAGAUUAAGCCCUGCUAUAUCCUCUUGUUCCAGCCUUCGAAACUUGAAUCUGAAUUCAAAUUGGUUCUCAGGAUAUAUUCCCGAGCAAUUAUCUCAGCUAUCCAACUUGCAAGUGCUAGAUUUGGGAAUGAAUACGUUUUCGGGUGCAAUUCCAUCAACCAUCGGAAAUCUUUCUGGCCUUCAAGUUCUCGAUCUUAGUAAUGGCCUCCUUUAUGGUAGCAUACCCAUCAGUAUUGGGCAACUAACAAGAUUGCAGAAUUUUGAUAUCUCGAACAACUCCAUAACAGGGCCUAUUCCUUUCAGCAUCGGGGAGACUAUGGCACUAAGGUACCUUCGAAUUGGAAAUAACAGGUUUUCUAGUUCGUUGCCUCAAGCAAUUGGCAAUCUGACAAACCUGAUCAGCCUAGAAGCUCCUUCUAGCACUCUCAAAGGUCCAAUUCCCAAAGAAAUUGGCAAUCUAAGAGGUCUAACAAAACUUGACCUCUCUGGAAAUCAGUUACAAUCACCAAUACCCCCAGCUAUUGGGAAGUUGCUGAACCUCACAUAUCUCUUCAUCAGUAAUGCAGAAAUAAAUGGGACAAUUCCACCUGAGCUGGGUAACUGCCGCAAGCUAAAAACUGCUGUCUUGAGCUUUAAUGAUCUUUCUGGACCAUUGCCAGAAAGUCUAGUAAGUUUGUCAGAAUCUAUUAUCUCUUUCAGCAUUGAAAAGAAUCAGAUUGGAGGGAAGGUUCCAGCUUGGUUGGGCAAAUGGCAUUUUGCUGAAUCUAUUUUAUUGGCAUCAAAUAAGUUCCAUGGAAGGAUACCCCGAGAAAUUGGCAACUGUUCAUCCCUAACUUACCUUAGCCUUAGCCAUAACCAAUUAUCUGGUAUAAUUCCUUCAGAGCUUUGCAACUGCAAAUUCUUGUCUGAUCUUGAUCUUGAGAACAAUUACCUGAGUGGAUCAAUCAAAGAAACAUUUCAAAAUUGCAAAAACCUCUCCCAACUUGUUCUUGUCCAAAAUCUACUUACUGGUACCAUCCCUGCAUAUCUAACUCAUCUUCCACUUCUGAGUCUAGAGCUUGAUUAUAACAAUUUCUCAGGAGGAAUUCCUGAGGAGAUAUGGAGUUCUAAAACACUAUUGGAGUACAGUGCAAGUUUCAAUUUCCUUGGAGCAAUAUUAUCUGCAAAGAUUGGCAAUCUUGUUACUCUUCAACGCCUUGUCUUGAAUAAUAACCGACUGCAAGGCAGAGUCCCAAAAGAAAUCAGAAAUUUGCAGGAGUUAUCGGUGCUCUCUCUUAGCCAGAAUAUGCUAUCUGGAGAAAUACCCAAUGAACUAUUUACAUUGAGGUCUUUAACAAGCUUGGAUCUUGGGUUUAACAACUUCACAGGAAUUAUUCCAGAAAAUAUUCAGGAUCUGAAAGAAUUGGAAUACCUGAUUCUCUCGCACAACCAAUUAUCAGGUCCACUUCCAACGGGGCUAACAGAGGGCUUCCAGCAAGCUCUGAUUCCUAGAAUGAGUUAUCAACAGCAUCGGGGAGUUUUAGAUCUCUCUAUGAACAGGCUCUCUGGCUUGAUACCUGAACAACUUGGAAACUGCUCUGUGAUUGUAACUUUACUGCUUGCAAACAAUAACUUCACUGGAAAGAUCCCAGCAUCGAUUUUUCGACUCCCACAACUUGUUUCGAUCGAUGUUUCUUCAAAUAGAUUGGAAGGCAAGCUACCAACUGAGGUAGGAGAUGCAGAGAAGCUUCAAGGUAUGAACCUGGCACGCAACAACCUAAGUGGACAGAUUCCUUCAGAAAUUGGAAAGCUUCAGCACCUGGUCAAGCUUAACCUUUCAGGGAAUCAGCUAAAAGGUGAAAUUCCUCCAUCCACUGGCAAUCUGAAAAGCCUUUCUGAUCUGGACCUUAGCAACAACUGUCUCUCAGGUGAGAUACCAUUUUCUCUUUCAAAAUUGGAAAACAUUGUUGGCCUUUACAUGCAAGAAAACAAACUCUCAGGGAAUCUCGGUCAGUUACUAAGGAAGAGCUCAUCAUGGCACCAAAUUGGUACCUUGAACUUGAGCAUAAACAAGUUAAAUGGAGAAAUUCCAAGUUCGAUCGCAGAUCUUCCUUACCUGACUUCCCUUGAUCUCCAUAAUAAUAGACUAUCAGGUACUAUACCUAGAUACCUCAGCAAUCUAUCUCAGCUUCAGUACCUUGACAUUUCCGAGAACUUCUUCCAUGGGCCAAUUCCUCAUGAGUUAUGUGACCUCACAGAAUUAAGAUACUUGAACCUUUCAAGCAAUCUGUUACAGGGCCAAGUCUUCAAGUGCAUAAAAUUCCGUGAAAGUUCUACUCCACAGACUGGUUAUUUUUGGGGAUCUUCAACAAAAGAACACGGCAAAACUAGACUCUGGUGGAAAUGCUACUUACUUGAAAUUCCAGUGCUCUUAGUUUUGACGCUUUGCACAACGAUUUCCAUUUUAUGGCUAUUUCUUGUUUUCCUGAAAAGGAAUACCCUAAAGUUGGGUAGUGUGAAGUAUCUCUCCAAAAGCCGAGAUAAUUUGAAUGAUAAUAGAGGUACUAUGUUAAAGCAAUCCUCGCUGCAGCUAACAUUCUCAGAUGUUGCCCGCAUUACAAAUAAUUUCUCUAAAUCCAAUGUGGUUGGUGAUGGAGGUUCAGGUACAGUUUAUAGAGGCAUCCUCCCCAGUGGGCAGUUGGUUGCAGUCAAGAAGCUAGGAAAAGCAAGAGACCAAGGAAGCAGGGAAUUUCUUGCUGAGAUGGAAGCAAUAGGAAAAGUGAAACAUAAUAACUUAGUUCCACUACUUGGGUCUUGUUCAUUCAGAGGUGAAAAGGUUCUGAUAUAUGAGUUCAUGGUGAAUGGAAGUCUUGACUUGUGGUUAGGGAACAAGCCUGGGGCUCUGGGAACAUUGGACUGGGAAACCAGGAUAAAAAUUGCUUUAGCAGCGGCAAGGGGUCUUGCCUUUUUGCAUCACAGUACCAUUCCUCCUGUUAUUCAUCGGGAUGUUAAGGCCAGUAACAUACUUCUGGAUCAUAAUUUUGAACCUCGGAUUGCUGAUUUUGGAUUAGCUAGGACUCUCAGUGGCUGUGAAACCCAUGUAACCACUGAAAUUGCAGGUACAUUCGGAUAUAUUGCACCUGAAUAUGGUCAAAACUGGAGAUCCACAACAAAGGGUGAUGUGUAUAGUUUUGGGGUAUUAGUGCUAGAGCUUGUCUCAGGGAAGGAGCCAACUGGUUUGGAAUUUAAGGAUUUGGAAGGGGGAAAUUUAGUUGGUUGGGUGAGAGUGAUGGUGGAAAAGGAAAAAGAAACUGAGUGUUUAGAUGGGAAACUCUGCAAGGAGAGUGAAGCAACGUCCAAAAUACUUAAGCUGCUACAUCUGGGUCUGCAGUGCACCAAUGAAGAUCCACUAAAAAGGCCAACAAUGCAAGAUGUUGUCAAUUGUCUUGAAUAUAUUGCAGUGAACUAUUAGCUUUUGUUCACUAGUUAUCUUAUGUUUGCCCUUAUGCAACGAUAUUCUGUACUGCAAUAAAACCCAGUGAAUCAUUCCAUAGUUCGCAAAAAGCAUCAUUGACGAAUCCACUAAGUUGCUUUAUGCUGAUGGUCAUUAGCAUACAGUGGACACUAGUUCAACAAAC